GCGGCUCGCGCCCCAGCGCACGCCCGGGCGCCUCGGAGCCGCGAUCAUUGGGUCCAGCCCCGGGUCCCAGGCCGUGCGCGAGGCAAGAUGUUGAGGCGCGUCUUGGAAAACCGGGACGCUCAAACCAGACAACUGCAAGAUGCUGUCACAAAUGUAGAGAAGCAUUUUGGGGAGCUGUGCCAAAUCUUUGCUGCUUAUGUGCGGAAAACUGCCAGACUGCGAGACAAAGCAGACCUCCUGGUGAAUGAAAUCAACAUGUAUGCCUCUACAGAGACCCCACACUUAAAGCAGGGCCUGAAAAACUUUGCUGAUGAGUUUGCCAAACUUCAGGAUUAUCGACAAGCAGAGGUUGAAAGACUUGAAGCCAAAGUAGUUGAACCUUUGAAAGCGUAUGGAACCAUUGUAAAAAUGAAACGAGAUGACCUCAAAGCAACAUUAACAGCAAGGAAUCGAGAAGCUAAACAGUUAACUCAGUUAGAAAGAACACGUCAGCGAAACCCAUCUGAUCGACAUGUUAUUUCACAGGCAGAAACCGAAUUGCAGAGAGCUACAAUGGAUGCUACCCGAACAACUCGUCACCUGGAGGAAACUAUUGACAAUUUUGAAAAGCAGAAAAUAAAGGAUAUAAAGACUAUAUUUUCAGAAUUUAUCACUAUCGAAAUGUUAUUUCAUGGCAAAGCUUUAGAAGUCUACACUGCUGCCUAUCAAAAUAUACAAAAGAUUGAUGAAGAAGAAGAUUUAGAGGUUUUCCGAAAUUCUCUGUAUCCACCAGAUUAUUCAUCUCGUUUAGAUAUCGUAAGAGCGAAUUCGAAGUCACCUCUUCAGAGAUCACUGUCAGCUAAGUGUGUAUCUGGAACAGGACAGGUAUCCACCUGUCGACUAAGAAAGGAUCAACAAGCAGAUGAUGAUGAUGAAGAGGAUGAAGACUUAGAUGGUACAGAAGAAGAAAAUUAAUUUUCUUAAGUAAACUUCGCAUUUCCAUUUUCAUCUUAAAUGACCUGGAAUCCAAAAUUACUGAGUUGUAAAACUUUAUACUGGCUUGAUACCUUAAACCUCAAAAUGAAAUCCUACUGGAAAUGAAAAAUAAUUAAAGGAAAUUUAUGCUGACCAACAUCAAGGUUUUAAAAAAUAUUACACACCAGUCAUUUCAACAUCCUAUCUGGCAGUAUGUGAUCUUUUUGUACCGGUUCCAUUUUUUUUAAAAAGAUGAUGUAUUUCAAAAGUAUUUCAUAUUAAUGCACUCUACCUAGUGGAGGUUGUAACAGUAAGACCACAAAAAAAAAGAUCUAGGGGGCCAGCCCCGUGGCGUAGCACUUAAGUGCAUGCGCUCCGCUGCUGGUGGCCCGGGUUCAGAUCCCG
This is a messenger RNA of Diceros bicornis minor, 1359 nucleotides long. It is a transcript of the gene CIBAR1, whose product is annotated as CBY1 interacting BAR domain containing 1. Bases 88 to 954 code for a protein of 288 amino acids. Gene Ontology annotation, biological process: cilium assembly. Gene Ontology annotation, cellular component: ciliary basal body; ciliary transition zone. The record is from RefSeq and is a predicted model, not a curated record. Lineage: Eukaryota; Metazoa; Chordata; Mammalia; Perissodactyla; Rhinocerotidae. The transcript is spliced from 9 exons.